UUGACGUGGAAUUGGAAUACACAUAUCUAUGCAACCCGAAUCGGGUCGAGUAGCAAAUCGAAAACGCCAUAAAUUUCAAUCCAAUCUCAAUCCCAAUCCGUAGUCUGAUACGGGCAAAGGGACUCUAGUGUCGACUUGAGUCGCUAAAUGAAAAGCACACAUUAGAGACUUUCUAGAAAACGCGUAUUAGCAUUUUUUACGUAUCAAGUUCCCGUUCUAUAUCUAUUGAUGCAUCUAUGGUAAAUUCCGUAAAGUAAUGUGCGAAGGAUGAUUCUUGGAAUGAUAUGAAGACGCUAAUUACAUUUUUGGGGCAGUUUUUCGGUAUAUUCUGAUCAAUUCUGAUAUACUCUGUGAUAAACGGAAUAAAAUAAUCUAAAUGUGUCCGCAAGAAUGCUCGGUAUAAUUGUAGCUGGCCGACUCGUCCAAACCGAUUUUCAACAAGUUGGUGAAAAUCAGUUCUUAAUUACUAUACCUGACGCUGAUAAUAUAAACCAUAUAGUAGUAUUUCUCACUGGCACUGUCCCUUUCCCAGAUGGUAUGGGAGGUGCAGUAUACUUUAGUUGGCCAGAUCCGAAUGCGCCGCCCAACUGGCAAUUCCUUGGAUACGUUUCCAAUUCUAAGCCAUCGGCCAUCUUUAAAAUAUCGAAUCUAAAGAAAAAUCAUGAAUUUGAAAACAGCAAUUUAGGAAUUUUUGGGGUUGGUAAGAUCUCGCACUUCGCGCAGAUUGGUGUGUCGGUUGAACCACUGGCGGUGAUUGAGCAGCAAGUAGCUACCGUUGCCGCAACUACGACCAACUCUUUCGUGGAAUUUGUACAAAAGAUGUUAACAAGUUUUGUGAAUUAUGUGACUAGUUUCACAGUGACGCAAGGGCAAAUGACGCCAAAUCCUACUGAGAACUAUGUGCCUCUAUCUACAUUACAGAGCUGGUAUGAAACCUUUGAGAGACGGUUGCAGCAGAAUCCGAAUUUUUGGAAGUCAUGAUUAUAAUUAUGAUCACAUAGUAUGAAAUUUGGAUUUUCUAUUGAUACACACACACACACACACACACACACACACACACACACACACACACACACACACAC
Messenger RNA from Temnothorax curvispinosus, 1082 nucleotides. RefSeq names its product protein OPI10 homolog. NCBI's taxonomy places the organism in Eukaryota, Metazoa, Arthropoda, Insecta, Hymenoptera, Formicidae. The record is from RefSeq and is a predicted model, not a curated record. Gene Ontology annotation, cellular component: cytosol; nucleus. The coding region runs from base 391 to 981 and encodes 196 amino acids. Gene Ontology annotation, molecular function: Hsp70 protein binding; nuclear import signal receptor activity. The transcript is spliced from 3 exons. Gene Ontology annotation, biological process: protein import into nucleus.